This is a messenger RNA of Pelobates fuscus (common spadefoot toad), 1976 nucleotides long. It is a transcript of the gene EIF5, whose product is annotated as eukaryotic translation initiation factor 5. The record is from RefSeq and is a predicted model, not a curated record. Lineage: Eukaryota; Metazoa; Chordata; Amphibia; Anura; Pelobatidae. Gene Ontology annotation, molecular function: translation initiation factor activity; eukaryotic initiation factor eIF2 binding; GDP-dissociation inhibitor activity. Bases 509 to 1804 code for a protein of 431 amino acids. Gene Ontology annotation, biological process: formation of cytoplasmic translation initiation complex; formation of translation preinitiation complex; translational initiation. Gene Ontology annotation, cellular component: cytosol. The transcript has 12 exons.
CGCGAGGCUUUGGGGGCGGUGCCCGCCCACAGGUAGGGCCGGACUCUGGCGGAGGGUCUAGCUCACAGCGUCUCGGUGCUCAGACAGGCUGCAGACGGUUCCUGAGGUUCCCCGAUCGGAGGGUAUCUCCCGUUGGGUUGAAGGGUGUGGAAGUCCCCGGCUCGCUCGGCCCGUGCCCAGUCUCCUGGCCAGCUCUGCGCUGGGCCGUCCAUCCCGUGUCAGACGCCUCAUCCUGCCUCCUCCGUUCAUCGCACCCCUGGGCGAGCAGCGUUGUGUUUAUGUCUUUAUUGGACGAAAACGAGCUGUUGCGCAGCCAUUGGUACCUGUAUUGGGGAAACAUAGCAUACAAACAAGACGCUCACAGCCUCGGUGGCGAAAUUAUUUUCAUGUCAGAGACCGAGAACUCUUGCAGUCGUUUAUGUCAUCCAGUCUUCUCCAGACAGAAGAUACCAAAAAGUUGCAAUCCAAGAUCUUUUCCUCUUAUUGAAAGGGCUAAUAAAAAGACAAAAUGUCUGUCAACGUCAACCGCAGUGUUUCCGAUCAGUUUUAUCGGUACAAAAUGCCCCGUCUGAUUGCCAAGGUAGAGGGCAAAGGAAAUGGAAUAAAGACAGUAAUAGUCAACAUGGUUGAUGUUGCAAAGGCGCUUAAUCGGCCUCCAACGUAUCCCACCAAAUUUUUUGGUUGUGAGCUGGGAGCACAGACCCAGUUUGAUGUUAAGAAUGACCGUUUCAUUGUCAAUGGAUCUCAUGAGGCAAAUAAGCUGCAAGACAUGUUGGAUGGUUUUAUUAAGAAGUUUGUUCUAUGUCCUGAGUGUGAUAAUCCUGAAACUGAUCUGCAUGUCAAUCCCAGGAAACAAACAAUAGGCAAUUCUUGCAAAGCCUGUGGCUACAGAGGCAUGCUGGAUACAAACCAUAAGCUCUGUACUUUCAUUCUCAAAAACCCACCAGAGAGUACAGACAGUGGUACAGGCAAAAAGGAAAAGGAUAAGAAGAACAGGAAGGGCAAAGAAAAAGAAAAUGGUUCAGUAGCAAACAACGAGUCCCCCGUUCUAACAGAACUGAACCCUCCUAACAUGAAUGCAGAUGAAGAUGACGAAGACUGGGGGGAAGAGACCACCGCUGAGGCUCAAGAACGUAGAAUGCAAGAAAUAAGUAAUCAUGCAAAAAACCUUACACUCACAGAAGACCUGGAGAGAUCUAUUGAAGAUCGCGUAAAUCUAUUAUUUGACUAUGUCAAGAAAAAGAAAGAAGAAGGCGUUAUUGACUCAUCUGACAAAGAUAUUUUGGCUGAAGCUGAAAGGCUUGAGGUGAAAGCCAUGGGACCGUUGGUCUUAACUGAGGUUCUGUUUAAUGACCAGAUCAGAGAUCAGAUAAAGAAAUACAGACGUCACUUCCUCCGUUUUUGCCAUAAUAACAAAAAAGCACAGAAGUACCUACUCCAUGGUUUUGAGUGUGUUGUGGAUAUACACCAGUCACAUCUCCUGUCCAAAAUACCACAUAUCCUGAAAGAAAUGUAUGAUGCAGACCUCCUAGAAGAGGAUGUAAUUAUCAGCUGGGCUGAAAAGCCUUCAAAAAAGUAUGUCUCUAAAGAGCUUGCCAAAGAUAUACGUGCAAAGGCAGAACCAUUCAUUAAAUGGCUGAAAGAAGCAGAGGAAGAGUCUUCUGGUGAAGAUGAAGAUGAUGAUGAUGAAGAGGAAGAUGAAAACCUUGAAGUUGUGUAUUCAGCAACUGUGAGCGUUCCAAAAGUGGAAACUGUCAAGUCACCUGUUGAGAAAGAUGAUGACCUUGAUAUUGAUGCCAUUUAAAGUGAAUUUAAUCAGUUUACGCUUCUGCAUUUUUAUGCCUGAAGUGCAAAAUGUAUGUGAUAAAGCUGCAUUAACAGAAAUUUGUGCUACACUUUCUAUGCUUACUUUGUUUUCUUCUGCAAUAUUUUGUCUUUGAUAAUGAAAUUUAAAACAUUAAAAGUGUAUACAUAAA